This is a messenger RNA of Vigna radiata var. radiata (mung bean), 1972 nucleotides long. Its product is annotated as pectinesterase/pectinesterase inhibitor PPE8B. Gene Ontology annotation, biological process: cell wall modification. The transcript is spliced from 3 exons. The record is from RefSeq and is a predicted model, not a curated record. Gene Ontology annotation, molecular function: pectinesterase inhibitor activity; pectinesterase activity. Bases 136 to 1677 code for a protein of 513 amino acids. NCBI's taxonomy places the organism in Eukaryota, Viridiplantae, Streptophyta, Magnoliopsida, Fabales, Fabaceae.
AAGGUAAAAACCAUGAAAGUCAACACUUUUUGCAUUUCGAUUUACUUGUUAGAAGACAAGGAUGAUUAUAACUCUAAAUUCUCCGACCUUAUAAAUAUCGAACCGUUCUGAUUUGUUACUCGCCACUUGUUAGAGAUGGCUGUUUCUCCAGUUAGAUAUCGUUCCACCCUCGCAUGCUCCUUCUGCUGCCUUUUCUUUCUGGCACUUUGCUCCCCUCUCACCGCCGCCACAGAUUUCGCCGGUUCAGCGUGCCUCGGGGUCUCCCCGACCCAGUUCGCCGGCUCACUCACUCAAGUAAUCACCGCCAUCAAACAACUCGCGUCCAUUCUCUCACGCUUCUCCAUGCCAUUCGCCGAUUUCCGCCUCGCCACUGCCAUCGCCGACUGCCUCGACUUGUUCGACAUCUCCUCCGACGUUCUCUCCUGGGCCCUCUCCGCCUCUCAGAACCCCAAAGGGAAGCAUAACAGCACGGGGAACCUGAGCUCCGAUUUGAGGACAUGGCUAAGUGCGGUACUUUCACAUCCACAAACUUGCAUGGAGGGAUUCGAAGGGACGAACGGCAUUGUGAAGAGUUUGGUAUCCGCUGGCAUCGGCGAAGUGGUAUCGUUGGUGGAGCAGCUUCUUGCGCAGGUGGUGCCCGUAAACGAUGAAUUUGAAGCCAGCCAGGAGCAAUUUCCUUCGUGGAUUAAACCCAGGGAAAGGAAGCUUCUGCAAUCGAUUGGAGUGACUCCUGAUGUUGUGGUAGCUUUGGAUGGGAGUGGGAACUACGCUAGAAUCAUGGAUGCGGUGCUCGCGGCACCUGAUUAUAGCAUGAAACGAUUUGUGAUUUACAUAAAGAAAGGUGUUUAUUUUGAGAACGUGGAGAUCAAGAAGAAGAAAUGGAACAUCAUGAUGAUUGGAGAUGGGAUGGGCGCCACUGUGAUCUCCGGUAACCGGAGUUUCAUCGACGGUUGGACCACCUUCCGCUCAUCUACAUUCGCUGUGAGUGGCAGAGGGUUCAUAGCAAGAGACGUUUCCUUUCAGAACACGGCAGGGCCUGAGAAGCACCAAGCAGUGGCGCUGAGAUCAGACUCAGAUCUCUCUGUGUUCUACCGAUGUGGGAUUUUCGGUUUCCAAGACAGCCUAUACACCCACACCAUGCGCCAAUUCUUCAGAGAAUGCACAAUAACAGGCACGGUGGACUUCAUCUUCGGCGACGCCACCGCCGUCUUCCAGAACUGCUUAAUACAACCGAAGAAGGGCUUGCCAAAUCAGAAGAACACGAUCACAGCACACGGUAGAAAAGACCCAAAUGAGCCAACGGGUUUCUCAUUCCAGUUCUGCAACAUCACUGCAUAUUCCGACCUUGCACCCGUCGUCAACACCACUCAAACGUAUCUGGGCAGACCCUGGAAGACUUACUCACGAACCGUUUUCAUGCAAUCGUUCAUGAGUGAGGUGAUAAGGGCAGAGGGGUGGUUGGAGUGGAAUGGAAACUUUGCUUUGGAUACAUUGUAUUAUGCAGAGUACCUGAACACUGGGGCAGGUGCUGGCGUGGCGAACCGUGUGAAAUGGACAGGCUACCAUGCAUUCAAUGAUUCAAGCCAGGUGAGUAACUUCACGGUGGCUCAGUUUAUUGAGGGGAAUCUCUGGUUGCCUUCCACUGGAGUAACCUACACUGCUGCAUUCAAACCUUAACGCAACACUGCCACGCUUUCUUACUCUUUUCUACUUACAAUGUAUUCAUGUGGUUCUUUAUGGUUUCUAUCAGAGAAAAAAUAUAGGUGUGUUAAUGCCGAUAUGGGUCCGUCCUCAGUUCAAUUAAUUACGACUUUAUUACUGUUAAUGAUUUGAAUUUUGUGAACGGGAUGGAGACAGUCUUGUGUUGAAUUGCACAACAGUGCAGCACAUGCAGCUUCACCUAAGUUUUAAUGGAGGUGUCAUGUAAUGUUGAUUAAUUUAUUAUUGAUGAUUACGAUCAUUUUUAUCAUAA